GACAGUUCGGGCGUGCGGACCUCAAACCGCCGUUCUGCUUUUGUUUCUGUUUCGUUUUGGUUAUCUCGCCACGUGUCUGUUAUGAAAUGUGACCUCGUGUUGACAGCCUCUCGAUUCUGUCUGAGCUGGCUGUUAUAGUCCAAGAGGUCCACUACGAUAUCAAAUAGCACAUAAACUUUUUUAUACCACUUUCUUGUUUGGCGAUUUAAAACAACUGUUUUGUAGAAGACACAUUAAGGACCUGUACAAGUGUUGUUAAUUCUAGUUAGACGUUUUCAUACAUUGUGCUGUGCUAGUGUAGUUGUGUGCGAUUUACUCGUGUGUCAUUAGCAUUUAUUGAUUAGUACACGUGAAGCUCAUGUGGUACGAAGUAGACUCGUUUGAAUGCCAGACCCGGCGCCGUCCUAAGCAGUAUUGACCCAUUGCAGUGCGGCAUCCCUUGAUUGACCCUUGGUCCAUGACGGAAAUCAAACAUUCUUGACGCCUCGCAAGCAUUUCGAUGUAAUAUUUAAGACUGAAUAUAGUUUACGCAUUUGUAUUGAUUUUUUGACCUAUUUUUCGUUGACGUGUUUUCUUUUGUUUGCCUGUUUGAGUGCAGUGUACAACGUCGGUUGAACUGGAGGAGAAGGAAUUCUUUAAAGGAUUGUUUGCGAAAAUCAACAUGGAUCCUAACGAGGACAAGACCCCGUCGAGUGAACUCUCAGAUCGGUCCCGACUGACAGACCCCGGUCCCCCGCCUAUACUACCCCCCAAACCCCGACCCCAAAUUUCUCUGAAGAUCCCUCUGCAACCCACAGGGUCCAUCCCCUUGCAGACCUCUCCCCCGAGACCCAUGAGUUUUUACUAUGACCCCAGGAUGGUCGCGAUCCCCAUGACCCCAGUGGGGAAUCACAAUUCUAACCACAAUUCCAACGAGAUCCCCGCAAUUCCCAUCCCCCUCGGACUGAUGCAGGCGUACCCCAACAAGGCGUCUGAGUUCAUGUUCAAGCAGUUCGAGGGGUUCCGGGACUUCACUAUGAACACGGCCAAGUCCGGACUCUCGGUGGGGGAGAAGUUCUCUUUCUGGGCGUACAACAAGCUGAGGGCCUGGAGCCGGAAGUGGUUCACACACUUCUUCCUGCUGCUGGUUAUCGCGCUGUACUCUCUGGCCGGGGCCGCCAUCUUCGUGGCCGUGGAGGGCAGCGAGGAGAAGAAGGCCGUGGCGGAGAUCAGGAAGGAGAGAGAGAUCGUCAUUAGAAACAUCGUGCAGCUGGUGAAACAGUUUGGACUGUCCGAGAGUGAUCAGGACGAUGAAGACCUCAUGGGCCGUGCUCUGGUGAAACAGUUUGGACCGUCCGAGAGUGAGCAGGAUGAUGAAGACCUCAUGGGCCGUGCCGUUCAGGAGAUGAGGGUCUUCGAGAGGCAUAUAAUAGAGCACUUCAAAGAGGGACAUAUCGAUAAGGACGAUAAGCCUCUCUGGAACUUCUGGAGCGCAGUGUUUUAUUGUGGCACUGUCUUCACGACUAUUGCCCACUCCCCCGAUCUUACAACACCGGACGCCUACGUCUGGGGAAUGUUGAAAGAAAACAUUUUCCGCAAGGCCCCACCAUCUACCAUCGUUCAACUAAAAGAAAAAUAA
Homalodisca vitripennis (glassy-winged sharpshooter) is the source of this 1618-nucleotide messenger RNA. RefSeq lists its product as uncharacterized. The record is from RefSeq and is a predicted model, not a curated record. Gene Ontology annotation, biological process: stabilization of membrane potential; potassium ion transmembrane transport. Gene Ontology annotation, cellular component: membrane. Gene Ontology annotation, molecular function: potassium ion leak channel activity. The transcript has 5 exons. NCBI's taxonomy places the organism in Eukaryota, Metazoa, Arthropoda, Insecta, Hemiptera, Cicadellidae. Bases 662 to 1618 code for a protein of 318 amino acids.